Messenger RNA from Tuber aestivum (summer truffle), 3374 nucleotides. Lineage: Eukaryota; Fungi; Ascomycota; Pezizomycetes; Pezizales; Tuberaceae. The record is from the annotation of a GenBank genome assembly.
CUCCACUCUUGCGCCAACAAUCGACCGUAAAUCAUAAUAGCAAAUUCCAGAGAAAUGGCCGGCCCAAUCCGUCACCCAAUCCCGGUCGGCUCGCUAACGGACUACCUUCGCAACAACGUCGCGGAGAUCAACCUCCCGCUGAUUAUCCAGCAAUUCGGCUACGGUCAGUCGAACCCAACAUACCUCCUAACGUCCUCAAACACCGGAGCGAAAUACGUCCUGCGCAAGAAACCCCCCGGGAAACUGCUUAGCAAGACAGCACACCAAGUAGAGCGUGAAUACAGAGUCCUCAAAGCUCUCUCCGAGGUGGCGCGGGACCUUCCCGUGCCGAAGGUGUACUGUCUAUGCGAGGAUGCGGACGUCGUCGGGAGCGCAUUUUAUAUCAUGGAGUUCUUGGAUGGGCGGAUAUUUGAGGACGCUGCGUUGCCGGGGGUAACACCGGAGGAGAGGGCCGUUAUGUGGAAGUCGGCCAUCGUGACUCUGGCUAGGUUGCAUAAGAUUCGGCCGGAGGAGUAUGCCGCUUUGAAGGGCUUUGGGAAGCCGAGCGAUUUUUAUGGGAGGCAGGUUCGGACGCUGUCCACUAUUGAGGCGGCGCAGGCUCUGACGAAGGAUGUAGAGACUGGGGUCGAGGUUGGGAAGAUCCCGAGGUUUGAUGAGGCAGUGGGUUCUUCUGCUUUGUUUCCAUCGUGCCCGCACUUUAUCGCGGACACUAGGGCUAACUGUGGUUGGAGGUAUAGAUGAAGUUUUUCUCUACCACUCAACCGAAGGAUCGAUCGACCGUGAUUCAUGGCGAUUAUAAGAUUGACAAUCUGGUGUUCCAUAGGACCGAGCCAAGAGUUAUCGGUAUCUUGGAUUGGGAGCUGUCUACCAUUGGCCAUCCUCUUAGCGAUGUUUGUAUGUCACAAUUGUUUAGCUAUUGGGUUCGCACUUGUUAACAGUUCCGAGCAAACCUACUAUCACCAUAUCAACUCGCCUUGGAAACUGGUGCAUCUGCGAUGUCUGUUGAAACAAGGGAUUUCCUUCCUGGUGCAACUCCCGGGCUCCCGCCCCGCCAGCAGGUUAUCGACUGGUAUGGCCAAGCCUCUGGAUGGAACAUACUACCUAGCGAAAUGUAUUGGGGGGAUGCGUUUGGCUUUUGUAGAGUAUGUUUCCGAUAAUUCACGUCAAUGGGUAUUAUGCUGAUAAUGUUGGUAGAACUCGGUGAUUGCUCAAGGAAUUGCGGCCAGGGCUGCUAGACGCCAGGCCAGUAGUGCGAAAGCGGGAGCAUAUGCUGAGCGAGCACCGGGGUUGGUGGUUAUUGCUUGGAGGUAUGUUACCAUUUGUAUAUUACAUCCACGGUCACUGGGGGACUAACUGUUUUGGCAGACAUAUCGAGAUGAGUGAGAGAGAAAGGAGAAAGGAAGAAAGAGUAGUUAAAUUGUAGUAAUAAUUUGCUUGGAUUUUUUGUUUUCGGGAUAUCGAUGCUACGUUUGCUACGUAACUUAAUUGCUGGCUUCAUUGUGGGAUACGUACUCCGCUGGCGUAUGUAUAUUAUUCCAUGAGCUUGGAGGCCCAAGACGAUCUUAAACAUUGACCUCUAUUUCACCACUCCAUUAGCUUUCUCUGCCCCUCUACAAAUAUUCUUAUCCCUAUAUUACUUAAUCGAAAAGGCCAUCCGCUCUCCCCCUGACAUAAUUGUCAACAUUAGUUUGUGAGAAUGAACCAACCCCCAAAUGGGGGCCCAAUACAGGUUACCCCCGCACGAGAGGGGCGCAUGCGGGAUGUAGGAUCAGGAGAUUUCACCAAUAUGCAUCACUUACCUGGCGUUAUCCCUCGCGGGAACCCAAUUUACCCUCCCGCAUCAGAUAUCCUUGGGGGACCGCUAUUCCAUGAGGGUAUCUAUAUUGGCAGGUAUUCUCCUCUUCUAGAAACAAAGUGCCUGAUGAAGCCGAGUCUGCAGUCAAGGGCGCUGCUGGCAGUGGCUCGAGUCGUGGGGACUUCAGUGUGUUGGUUCGGGAUGCUUCGCAAUUGCUAACGCUGCUCCUCGAGGGUGUUCAUAGAUCGAUUCAUCCGUGGGAGCUCAGGGGUAUCAGUCGUUUCCUCGACCGUGUCUCUGGGGAGCAGUUCGCGUCAAGGGAUGAGAACAGAGUUCUUCCAGCCAAAAAUCCCUACCCCAUAUCCGUUGCACAUACCUCAAGGCCUACUACUCCCCCUGGUUUUGAGGGCUUUGGACGCUCUGACCGCGUGAACAUUGCAGUAAAAUUUGAGUUUGUGCUGUUGGACUUUGGAUCAUCAUCUUGGGCGAUAUGGGUUGUGAAUGAGGCGUGUCGGGAGCAUGAUUCAAGGAUCCGUGCUAAAUACCACCAUGCGCAGGGCAUAUACCGCGGGAAGUACAAAGUCUGGGCGAAUGAAACCAUCUGCGCGGUAACCGGGAAAGGAGUUGGCCAACCUGUCAAAGUCCGUACCCCAUUCACCCACAGUAAAACCUGGAGAGGGGUGAUACCGGAAUGGGUCGAUGCACUGCGAGGUUGUGGAAAGUUGGCAUUCAAUGCUACGACUGCAUUACAGCUGUACGUUGGCAUCCAAAGGUCCUUCGAAACACACGAAAUCCGCCGAAUUUGCAAGGGCGUUAUCGUCUUCGAAGAAGAAAUCGACAAAAUUCACGAUCGAGCCCGUGUUCCGGCUAGGGAAGACAGACACUCGUGCUACAGGACAUGCCGGUACAACGAUACCUUCAAACACAUGACCACGCUGGAGGCGCUCUCACAUCUGGAUUCUCAACCUUUUAUAAGUGAAUUGGUCUAUUGUAUAAACCCGAUCCAAGAUUAUUCCCACAAGUAUAACUUUCGCGGCCUUUCGCGUCACCAAAAUAUUGAAUUUAGACAGGCGGGGGCCACAGAUGACCCAGUGGAAAUUCUCCGGUGGAUCGACACGGUCACAAAGUUUGUGGAAGCAUGCAUGAAUACCAGGGGGGAGGAGUAUGUAAGAAUGGCAGGGCCCGGUGGCAUCACGGGGGACGAUCUCGUGCGGUUCGGGAUUCGGCCCGCACCUAUAGCUAGGCCGGGAUUGGCAGCGGAACGGAGUGGACACGCGGAGGACGUAGGAAGGUGAGUAAGAAGGGGCACAAGGAGGAAUCGGCGGUGGGGUAGGCGAGGAAGGGGGUAGAGGGGAGGGGACAAGAAUAGGAGGGGGACCUGGGAGUUUUUUGGGGAUCUAUCGCGAAACGGGUUUUGGUAACAUAGCUUUGAUAUCCGCUUUCGUUGGAUCUUGGCAUAAGUUGGGAAUGUGGUGUAAUACAUUUUACCACAAGGGUCCUGAUACUAGCGGUGAUGAAGGAGCUUGAGGAGGCGCUCAGUAGUCGUACGAAGGGAGGACCAGCUACGCUAGAGAAGUAG